Messenger RNA from Malassezia globosa CBS 7966, 1902 nucleotides. RefSeq lists its product as uncharacterized. NCBI's taxonomy places the organism in Eukaryota, Fungi, Basidiomycota, Malasseziomycetes, Malasseziales, Malasseziaceae. Gene Ontology annotation, molecular function: electron-transferring-flavoprotein dehydrogenase activity; iron-sulfur cluster binding. Gene Ontology annotation, biological process: electron transport chain. The transcript has a single exon. Gene Ontology annotation, cellular component: mitochondrial inner membrane. The coding region runs from base 1 to 1902 and encodes 633 amino acids. The record is from RefSeq and is a predicted model, not a curated record.
AUGCUUGCUCGACAAGUAGUCCGUGUAUCACGGGCAUCAGCUCUACGACACGCUGUCAAACCUAGUACAUCGUAUUUCAGGGGUGCCUUUUAUGGAAGUUAUUCUAAGGAUGUAAAACUUCAAUGUUUGCCGCACUUAACCCCUUGCCGGUCCUUCCAAACUGACCGCAUUCUUCGGGAGGAGGCUAUGGAGGUGGAAACUGAUGAGCGUGUGGUAGACGAGGUCGAUGUUCUUAUUGUUGGAGGUGGCCCUGCAGGCCUCAGUGCUGCAAUUAGAGUCAAGCAGCUUGCUGAAGCUAAGGGCGAAGACAUCCGUGUUGUCGUGCUCGAGAAAGGAGCAGAAAUUGGCAACCACAUUCUUUCCGGUGCCGUAAUUCAAACAGAUGCGCUGGAUGAAUUAAUUCCAGACUGGAAAGAGAAGGGUGCCCCGUUGAAUCAGCCUGCGUUGCAUGACAAGAUGGUGUUUUUGACUGAAUCAAAUGCUAUUCCUAUGCCGCAUCCGCCACAGAUGAACAAUCAUGGUAACUACAUCGUAUCACUUUCACGUGUUGCAGCAUGGCUGGGAGAGCAAGCUGAGGCUGCAGGAGUAGAAAUUUAUCCAGGCUUUGCAGGCGCUCAGAUCGUUUGGGACGAGGACUCGAACGGCAUGAAACGAGGAAUCAAAGGCGUUGUGACUAACGACAUCGGUCUUAACAAGGAACGUAAACCUAAAGAUAAUUACGAGCCAGGUAUGGAAUUCCGGGCUCCUAUAACUCUUCUUGCUGAAGGUGCGCAUGGCUCGCUUUCGCUUCAGGCGAUAAAAGAGCUCAAUCUCAGGGAACAAGCCGGCGCCGAUCCUCAAACUUAUGGCAUUGGUAUCAAAGAAGUAUGGCGCAUCAAACCUGAAAAUCAUGAAGCAGGUUUGGUUGCGCACACUAUGGGUUUCCCUUUGAGUUUAGAUACUUAUGGAGGCUCCUUUAUGUAUCAUAUGGAGGACAACAUGGUCUCGAUUGGACUUGUCGUUGGACUGGACUACGGCAACCCAUAUUUGAGUCCGUACCAGGAGUUUCAACGCAUGAAGCAUCAUCCAUUUUUUGCAAAGGUUCUUGAAGGUGGACAAUGCCUUGCUUAUGGUGCGCGCGCGCUUAAUGAGGGUGGUUACCAAUCUAUUCCUAAGGUUCACUUCUCUGGCGGUGCUUUGGUUGGAUGUUCAGCUGGCUUUUUGAACGUGCCAAAGAUUAAAGGAACCCAUAACGCCAUGAAGAGUGGCAUGCUUGCUGCCGAAGCGGCUGUGGAAGCUCUCACCAACCGCAGUGAAGAAGACCCUUACAAACCAAUUGACAUAUCUGAGUAUAAGAACAAGCUUGACAAGAGUUGGAUUAUGCCUGAGCUAUAUGAGGUUCGCAAUAUCCGACCAAGCUUCCAUGCGUUUGGUUUCCUCGGGGCCUUGCUUUACUCGGGCCUUGACACACUGUUCUUCAAGGGUAGAGUACCAUGGACGUUCCACCACGAAAAAGAAGAUCACCAAUACACAAAGCCUGAGUAUCAAUGCAAGCCAAUCAAUUAUCCAAAGCCCGAUGGAAAGCUGUCAUUCGAUAUUUUGACGUCUGUGUCUCGCACUGGUACUAAUCACACUGAAGACCAGCCCGUUCAUUUGGUUGUCAAGGAUGGCGACUAUAAAGGACACGUUGAACGCAAUGUGGGUACGUUUAACGGUCCUUUAGGCCGCGUGUGUCCAGCCGCUGUAUAUGAAUACGUGGACAAAGAAGAUGCGAACGGUGAUGAAGAUGCGUGUGGCAAAAAGUUCGUUAUCAACAGCCAAAACUGUAUUCACUGCAAGACUUGCUCUAUCAAGACGCCAGACCAAUCUAUUGUUUGGACCGUGCCAGAAGGAGGUGGUGGUCCCAAAUACUCUCUCACAUAG